Molecule: messenger RNA, 1154 nt
Organism: Colias croceus (clouded yellow)
Lineage: Eukaryota; Metazoa; Arthropoda; Insecta; Lepidoptera; Pieridae
Exons: 4
Coding region: 17-1123 (368 amino acids)
Source: RefSeq, a predicted model, not a curated record
CAAGAACAACUUCCUGAUGUUAAAUAAAUGUUUUUCUCGAUUGUACCUGAGAAUUCCUAACAAACCAGUAUCAGUAAUGAAGUGCUACAGUAGUCUCCUGUUAAUAUGUUUUAUACAAAAUAUUCUCGCUGUGAAAGUGAAAGUCAUAAUGCAUUCCGAACAAGAGGAUUCCAGAAUGGAGGAAGAAGAUAGUCCACAUACCGAAAGUUGGGAUUAUAAGAAAAAGGUUGAAAUAACUAUGUUACCUUUUCUACGGAAAGCUCACAGGCAUGCACUUGAAAAGCAGAUAGAGUAUGAAGAGGAGAGACCAACUACCGAGAAGACUAAGACGAUCCAUCCCAACGAAAUGAUAUUUCCCUUGAUAUAUCGCCAAAGUCAUAUAAAUAGUAUGUUUAAAUUCGGUGAGAACUGGUAUACUUGGUCAACUGAAAAGAGGACAGAUGGGUCGAAGGCAAUCAAUUAUUAUGUUUGUUCCGACGAACCGAAGCACUGUGAUGAAGUUGGUUGGGAGCGCACAGAUGCAAUACCAAGAUGCGCAUUUCAAAUAGAUUCCCUGAUGCCAGAUGACCGCGCUUGUUUGAACAGUUUUGGUGUGGAGCCUCACACUAACGGGGUUUGCGAUGGAGGCGAACAAAUGAAGGUUAGCGACAUGGUACGAGCAUGUGGUUCACGGAUACGUUCUUUGUGGCGAUUCUUACGCGUGGGACAGAGGCCUGCCAACGCAGCAAAACCAGCUGAUGUUAAUUCUCUAAUUUGCGAAGACGAAGAGGAGUGUUAUAUCACUAUUGAAUAUAGAGUACACCACGACAGGAUUACCUUUUCUCUUCACGAGCCAUCUCGAGGACAGACCUUCAAAAGUGCUUUAAAGCGAGAAGUACCCACAGAAGAAGAAAAUAAAGUAUCAGUAGUUGCUGAAACCCGACCACGUGUCGCACACAAAGUCAAAAAAACACGCGAAGAUGAACAACACCCACGGAAAAAGUACCGUUUGAGAUCCAGAAGUAAAGUUGCUGAAGGCAAAGGCAUUGUGAAGGAAAGAAACGACUCCGGUUAUGGAAGGAGAACUUUGAAAAAUAAAAUUAAAAUAAAAGAAGAUAUAUCGGAAGAUGUUUCUGAUAAGUGACUCGUUUUAAAAUAUAGAUAUGUUUUGUAAA